Messenger RNA from Momordica charantia (bitter melon), 977 nucleotides. Lineage: Eukaryota; Viridiplantae; Streptophyta; Magnoliopsida; Cucurbitales; Cucurbitaceae. The record is from RefSeq and is a predicted model, not a curated record.
GCUCCGGGGUGAAGGACCAGGUGUCCCGUAUCUCGGCCACGUGCUUGGACCGCUGUCUAAGGAGAGCAUCCAAGUUCGUAAGUGAUCCUGGGUCCAUACUGCAGAGGACAAUCGACAACGCUGUCGAGGCGUUUGUCGCUUCCAUUCACUCAACGAUUAUGAUCAAAGCUGAGCUGGAUGGGAGGGAGGCUUUAGCAGCAAAGGAGAAGGAAAACUUUUAUGCUGCCUUAGAGGCUUCUACCACCAUGAAGGGCGAGCUACUAAAGGCUCGUGCUGAAGUGGAUAUCCUGAAGGCCGAGGUGGACGCCAAGGCUGAGCUUCUAAAGAAAGAGGGUGAGAGGCACAAGGCCCAUCUCAGAGCAGCCCAUGCUAUCACCAAAGGGCUAGAGAAGGAGAAAUUCCAGCUCCUGAAGGAGAAGGACGACCUUGCUCAAGCUCUUGAGGAGAAGGAUGCCUUGAUUGGGCGCCUUACCAUCGAGCUGAAAGACACGAAGGAACGCCUCACCAAUGGAGUUCUGUUGGAGGAAGCCUUCAAGCAACACCCAGACUUCGAUGGGUUUGCCAAUGACUUCAGCGAUGCCGGCUUCAAGUUCCUGAUGAAAGGGCAUUGCUGCCGACAUGCCUCAUCUUCAUAUCGAUCUCAGCGAUCUCAAGAAGAAGUACUCUGAAAAGUGGGCUUCUGGGCCUAAUGAUACUCUUGGCCCCCAAUCUCUGGUGGACAAGUACGUCAGGGAGCUGGACUCUGACUACUCCGACGUGGAGGAAGAGGAUGCUCCUAGCCAAGAGCCUAAUGAGGUCGACACAACGCAAGAAGAGGUUUCUUCACAGCAGGGUGGAUCCCAGGAGGUCAACCUUCUCGGCUCCCAGGGCGAGCUGGCCUCCCACCUCGGAAGUAGCUGAGGCUCUCUUUCCUUCUCUCCCCUUUUUUUUAUUUUAUUAUUAUUUUUUUGUAAGCUUCAGGGCAGAGCUGCAAGGUA